This is a messenger RNA of Anneissia japonica, 848 nucleotides long. RefSeq lists its product as uncharacterized. The transcript has a single exon. The coding region runs from base 141 to 818 and encodes 225 amino acids. NCBI's taxonomy places the organism in Eukaryota, Metazoa, Echinodermata, Crinoidea, Comatulida, Comatulidae. The record is from RefSeq and is a predicted model, not a curated record.
AUAAAUCAUCUUGAAAAGCUGGGUGACACCACUGAAGAUUUGCCGUUACAGUAAACUUGUUCCAUUUUUCACGUAUUAACUCCACCCGAUAUAAAUAUAAUUUUGUCGUCAGAAGACUAAACAGUACAAAUCAUAUUAGCAUGCUCCUACUGCUGUCGUCCGGGGAUAUCAAUAUGAACUCAGGACCUCACCAACCCAAACACCCAUGCGGAGUGUGUAGCAAAGCAGUGAAAUGGAAACAACAGGCUAUUGAAUGUGAAGACUUUUUGUCUUGGUAUCAUAAAAAAUGUAUUAAUAUGGGUGACAACAUUUUUGAGGCACUCCAGAAUCAUGAAUCUUACUUAUGGGUAUGCUGCAGUUGUGGCUUACCAAACUCUGACUCCUCCAUAUUUGAUUCCACCAAAAGCUUUGAACAAUCAAAUCCAUAUGAACCUUCAACUUCUAAUUCAAGUUUGAAUAUUCCAGAUUCGGAGAACCUACAGCCAAGAAAUGUAGACUACCCUACAUCAAGCCCUAAAGGAAAUUGUUCCCUCAUUAAUAACAAGAAAAGAAAGAGAGACAAGAAAACCAAGUUAAAUUCAAUCAAGAUUCUUAAUGUAAAUUGUCAAAGUGUUAGAGCCAAGAUAAACCAAUUUCAUGUUCUGCUAGAGACUGAAAAGCCUGAUAUAGUUACUGGUACAGAGUCAUGGCUUAAUAGCUCCAUCGCAUCCGGAGAAAUUUUUCCACCUAAUUAUCAAGUGUUCAGAAGGGAUAGACAGGAAGGCACUCAUGGCAGGGUUUUUAUCGCAAUCACCUUAAGGACACUUAAUCGCAAGUGAAGAAACCGAUUUAAGGUCCAAUUGCGAGAG